Molecule: messenger RNA, 2401 nt
Organism: Thalassophryne amazonica
Lineage: Eukaryota; Metazoa; Chordata; Actinopteri; Batrachoidiformes; Batrachoididae
Gene: cpsf3
Product: cleavage and polyadenylation specific factor 3
Exons: 18
Coding region: 113-2179 (688 amino acids)
Biological process (GO): mRNA 3'-end processing by stem-loop binding and cleavage
Cellular component (GO): mRNA cleavage and polyadenylation specificity factor complex
Molecular function (GO): 5'-3' exonuclease activity; RNA endonuclease activity; RNA binding
Source: RefSeq, a predicted model, not a curated record
UUCAGAGUGACACAGGAAAUGACGCAGUCUUAAGCUUGUGGCGUUUACCCGUGAAGUAUAAUAUGAAUUAAUUUAAUUUUUUGUAAGCUUGGUUCAGUUUAUUCACAAAAUUAUGACGGCGAAGCGGAAAUCUGACAUCCUUGUUCCUGCGGAGGAAAGUGACCAGCUGCUUAUCCGGCCCAUAGGGGCGGGUCAGGAAGUGGGACGGUCUUGCAUCAUCCUAGAGUUUAAAGGUCGAAAGAUCAUGUUGGACUGUGGGAUCCAUCCCGGUCUGGAAGGGAUGGACGCGCUGCCCUACAUUGACUUGAUCGAUCCAGCUGAGAUUGACCUGCUGCUGAUCAGUCAUUUCCACCUGGAUCACUGCGGUGCACUCCCCUGGUUCCUGCAAAAAACCACUUUUAAGGGACGCACCUUCAUGACUCAUGCCACCAAGGCCAUCUACCGCUGGCUGCUGUCCGACUACGUCAAAGUCAGUAACAUUUCAGCUGAUGACAUGCUCUACACGGAGACCGACCUGGAUGAGAGCAUGGAGAAGAUAGAGACCAUCAACUUCCAUGAGGUUAAAGAAGUGGCUGGCAUUAAGUUUUGGUGUUACCACGCGGGCCACGUCCUGGGAGCUGCCAUGUUCAUGAUCGAGAUUGCCGGGGUCAAGUUGUUGUACACUGGAGAUUUUUCCCGUCAGGAGGAUCGCCAUCUUAUGGCGGCAGAGAUUCCCAGCGUCAAACCGGAUAUUCUCAUCACUGAGUCCACCUACGGGACUCAUAUCCACGAGAAGCGCGAGGAGAGGGAGGCCCGCUUCUGUAACACCGUCCAUGACAUCGUCAACAGGGAGGGCCGCUGUCUCAUCCCCGUCUUUGCUUUGGGGCGAGCCCAAGAGCUGCUGCUCAUCCUGGAUGAAUACUGGCAGAACCACCCGGAGCUUCAUGACAUCCCCAUCUACUACGCCUCCUCUCUGGCCAGGAAGUGCAUGGCGGUCUACCAGACCUACAUCCACGCCAUGAAUGACAAAAUCCGCAAGGCCAUCAAUGUCAACAACCCGUUUGUCUUCAAGCACAUUAGCAACCUGAAGAGCAUGGACCAUUUCGAUGACAUUGGUCCCAGCGUGGUGAUGGCAUCGCCUGGUAUGAUGCAGAGCGGUUUGUCCAGAGAACUGUUUGAGAGCUGGUGCACCGACAAGAGGAACGGCGUCAUCAUCGCCGGAUACUGCGUGGAGGGAACGCUGGCCAAGCACAUCAUGACAGAGCCAGAUGAGAUAACCACCAUGUCGGGUCAGAAGCUCCCACUGAAGAUGUCUGUGGACUACAUCUCCUUCUCCGCUCACACAGACUACCAGCAGACCAGCGAGUUCAUCCGAGUCCUGAAACCUCCUCACGUGAUUCUGGUCCAUGGCGAGCAGAAUGAGAUGGCCCGCCUGAAGGCGGCACUGAUCCGUGAGUAUGAAGACAACGACGAGGUUCACAUUGAAGUCCACAAUCCGCGAAAUACGGAAGCCGUCACACUAACCUUCAGAGGAGAGAAACUGGCCAAGGUGAUGGGCUCACUGGCAGAAAAGAAGUGUGGGCAGGGUCAGCGGGUUUCCGGGAUCCUGGUCAAACGAAACUUCAACUACCACAUCCUGACGCCCUCUGACCUCUCCAGAUACACAGACCUGUGUAUGGCAACUGUGACGCAGAAUCAGGCCAUCCCGUUCACCGGACCCAUCUCCCUGCUUGUUAGCCAGCUCCGCAGUCUGGCCGGAGACGUGGAGCAGGUGGAGGGAACGGAGAAGAUCACGGUCCGGGUCUUCAGGGCCAUCACCCUGGUUCACGAGGCCGGCAUGGUGCUGUUGGAGUGGAUCGCCAACCCGCUUAACGACAUGUACGCUGAUGCCGUCGCGACGGUGGUCCUGGAGGUCCAGUCGAACCCUAACGCCCAGAAGUUUCUUGAGAACAGGAAGGAAACGUUUGAUAUGUUCGUGGAGCGCUUGGAGCUCAUGCUGCAUGACAUGUUUGGCGUGAACUGCGUGGACUCCAAAGAUGGGAAAUGUCUGAGCGUGACUGUGGACGCUGUCGUCAUUUGCAUCGACCCAGAAACCAGAACGGUGCAGUACGCGGAGGGAAGUGCUGAGGAUGACUCGCUGAGGGAGAUAUUGGAGGUCUCUGUCCACAGACUUUAUGAGGCCCUCAACCCUGUGUUCUGACAAGCUCCACCCACUGUGAUGUCUGGGUCAGUCGUGACCCGUGUGAACUGGUUGGACAUUUCGCUUUCUGUUAACGACACAUUUGCGUUAUUGUACAAAGAGUGAUUCCAAAGGAAUCAGGGAACAUUCUGGAUUCUCAUCUGCAGAUGUUUUCAUCCAAAACUACAUAAAAUUUCAAAUUUAAUGUCUUUAUGUGGAAAAUAAAGACAUGUUAGACCAGUG